This is a messenger RNA of Effrenium voratum, 312 nucleotides long. Lineage: Eukaryota; Dinophyceae; Suessiales; Symbiodiniaceae. The record is from the annotation of a GenBank genome assembly.
AUGACGGAGCUGAGCGCUGCCAUGGGCAAUGAGCGGCUGCCGGCUGAGCCAGGCAAGCCAUCGCCAGGGGAGCUUGUGGACCGAUGCUCGCAGGCUUUGAAGGAGGCGGCGGGCGAGGAGAUUGCGGCCAACGCGGCUGGGGUUAUCGCCCUCUUCGCCUCCAUCACCAUUCCCGUUGAUGCCAACGGUCACAGCUCUCACGAGUUGGCGAUGCUGCAGCCGGUGGUGAACCGCGUGCUGCGGUGGAGGAACGCAGCCAAGGCAGCCACUGGCAGGGUCCACUGCUGCCGACGGCGCGGGGUUCACGCGUAG